AUGGCUCCAUCUAAGACCGAUUCAAUCAUCAUUGUUGGUGCCGGUGUAUUCGGCCUCAGCACUGCUCUGGAGCUGAAACGCCGUGGCUAUACUGAUGUCACCGUUCUGGACCGGUACAACCCUCCCGCUGUAGAUGGGAGCAGUGUGGAUAUCUCGCGCAUCAUUCGUAUUGACUAUGCCGACCCAGUCUAUUGUCAAAUGGCCUAUGAGGCAUAUCAAGGCUGGAAGACUGAAUACAAGGAGCACUACUAUGAAUCCGGCUUUGCACUUUUGUCGGAGACGCCGGAGAACGACUGGAUUACAAAGUCCGCGGCGACCGUGCGGGCCAAUGGUGGCACUGUUGAAGAUCUAGAUGAUGCGUCAAGCCUGGUCAAAUCAUAUCCGAACAUUCAGUCCAAUUUGGCUGGCAUGAGCGGAUACCUCAACCGCAGGGGUGGAUGGGCGGAUGCCGCCGGAAGCAUUCAAAAGUUGGCCUCUCGCUGCAGCGUGGAAGGUAUCUCUAUCAUUACCGGACCUCGUGGAAGUGUGGUGUCUCUCCUUCGCGAGGGAUCCCGGGUUGUGGGAGUCAAUCUUGUCGAUGGGAGUUCUCUCCGCGCGUCUCGGGUUAUCCUGAGCACCGGAGCCUGGACACCUCGCCUCUUGAACGUCGCACAUGCUGCAUCAUCCUCCGGACAGCCUGUCGGCUUCAUCCAGCUGACUCAAGAGGAAGCACGCUCUCUGGACAACACGCCCGUCAUGAUCAAUAUGACCACUGGCGUGUUCGUGUUCCCACCGACCCCUGGCAGCAAUAUUUUGAAGCUUGCGCGUCACGGAUAUGGAUAUGCCAACGAGGUCACUGUGGAUGUGGACGGAGUCAAGCGCACUAUCUCAGCACCCAAAUUUGAUAGCAGUAACUCGGAGACCGGAUACCUGCCCGAGGAUGCUGAUGAGGAUCUGAGGAAGGGUCUACGUCAGUUCUUCCCUAAGUUUGCCGAUCGGCCCUGGAUGAACCGCCGUCUGUGUUGGUACACGGAUACCCCUAAGGGCGAUUUCAUUAUCGACAAUCACCCGACUCUGCAGGGCCUUUUCGUUGCUACUGGAGGAGCUGGACAUGGUUUCAAAUUCCUCCCUAUUUUGGGCAAAUACAUUGCAGACUGCUUCGAGAACAAAGCAUCGGAGGAAUUACGACAGAAGUGGCGACUCCAGCCGACACCUCGCGAUGCGCCCAACGGCGAUGGCAUGAAAGGCGACGGCAGUCGGGCGGGUCCCCCCUUGCGAAAGCUAACCACGAUGGAGAAGGCCAAACUAUAA
Molecule: messenger RNA, 1290 nt
Organism: Penicillium cataractarum
Lineage: Eukaryota; Fungi; Ascomycota; Eurotiomycetes; Eurotiales; Aspergillaceae
Product: NAD(P)/FAD-dependent oxidoreductase
Exons: 2
Coding region: 1-1290 (429 amino acids)
Molecular function (GO): sarcosine oxidase activity; flavin adenine dinucleotide binding; proline dehydrogenase activity
Source: RefSeq, a predicted model, not a curated record